ACUCGAAGGGAUUCCUCUCUGGAGCUAACAGUAGCUAGCCGGCUGCUAAUCUCCUGGACAACGCAGUUGUAGGGUUGUUUUAUUGGCCGCUUUCAAUGUCCGCGCCUUUCGUCCGUCGUACUUCAGCGGUCCCCUGAUGCGCCGUCGGUGACGAAAGCGGGGCGGACACCGACGGACAAGUUUUAAUGCGCUGGAUGGUCGGUGACUCUUGCUUUCUCCCCAGGAUGCUAGCACGCAAGCGAGCGAGCCAGCCAGCCAACUAGCCAACCUGCUGAAACAGCCAAAUAGCAGCGGCGUCCGGAUGCUUUGAACAGCAAGAACGCAACGGAUAUCGGGGAGUUUCUAGUCGGCCUCGCACGAUGUCGGGCAACCGGCUGCAGCCGAGCGCUGGCGGGGCGAGUUCAGUGCCCAGCACGAGUAACGUUAGCGGCGGCGCAGGAGGCACCGGGAACACAAACGGUGGCGGCGGGGGCAACGCCGUCACCAGUAAUGGCAACAACUCUGGAAACGUCGUGCCCUCCCGGACCCUUGCGGGUGCCGGCGAGGGGGCUAUGUCGGUGCCGACGUUGGCCGCCGUGCCGUCGUCCCGGGGCGGCUUCGCGUCUCUGAGCAGACCCACCGCGUCCUCGGGUAGCAGGAAAAAGUCCCUCCACCAAGCACCCCUCUACAACGGCCUCUUGAAUUCAUACGAGGAUAAAAGCAACGAUUUCGUUUGUCCCAUUUGCUUCGAAAUGAUAGAAGAGGCACACAUGACGAAGUGCGGCCACAGUUUUUGUUUCAAGUGCAUCCGCCAGAGUCUGGAGGACAGCAACAGAUGUCCCAAGUGCAACUACAUCGUCGAUAACGUGGAUCAGCUCUACCCAAACUUCCUCGUAAAUGAACUGAUCCUUAAACAGAAGCAACGGUCGGAGGAGAAGAGGCUAAAAUUGGAUCAUCCCAAUGGGUCGAGGUGGCAGGUGUUCCAGGAUGUGUUGAGUCCCGACCAGGAGAACCUGGACCUGGCUAAUGUCAAUCUGAUGCUGGAACUCCUGGUCCAGAAGAAGAAGCAGCUGGAGGCGGAAUCCCAAGCAGCUCAGAGACAGAUCCUCAUGGAGUUCCUGAAAGAAGCCCGGAGAAACAAAAGAGAGCAACUGGAGCAACUGCAGAAAGAGCUCAGCUUUCUUGAAGAGGACAUUAAGCGUGUUGAGGAGAUGAGCGGGCUGUACUGUCCGAUGAUGGAGGCCGAGUGUACGGUGCCUAAUGUUGAGGCCCCCUCACCAGCACCCAGCUGUAGCAGUAUUAUGGAGCCACCAGAUUACAGCCAGCCUCCAGGAUUUGGUGGAACAACCCAGGGCAAAAGACAGACCUGGUACAACAGCACGCUGGCGUCGAGGAGGAAGAGGCUGACGGCUCACUUCGAGGAUCUGGAGCAGUGCUACUUCUCCAACAAAAUGUCACGCAUCACAGAUGAAGGCAGAAACCUGAACCAGUUGGAUGAUUUCAUGGAGUGCCUGUCUAAGUUCACCCGCUACAACUCUGUGCGGCCGCUCGCCACCCUCUCGUACGCCAGCGACCUCUACAACGGCUCCAGUAUCGUCUCCAGUAUCGAGUUUGACCGCGACUGUGACUACUUCGCCAUCGCCGGCGUGACCAAGAAGAUCAAGGUGUUUGAGUACGGCACAGUGAUCCAGGAUGCGGUGGACAUCCACUACCCUGUCAAUGAAAUGACCUGCAAUUCUAAAAUCAGCUGUAUCAGCUGGAGCAGCUACCACAAGAACCUUCUGGCCAGCAGCGACUACGAGGGUACUGUCAUCCUGUGGGAUGGGUUCACCGGCCAGAGGUCCAAAGUCUACCAGGAACAUGAAAAAAGGUGUUGGAGUGUCGACUUCAACCUAAUGGACCCCAAGCUGUUAGCCUCCGGUUCUGAUGAUGCGAAAGUGAAGCUGUGGUCAACCAAUCUCGAUAACUCAGUGGCCAGCAUCGAGGCCAAGGCCAAUGUCUGCUGUGUGAAGUUCAGCCCAACCUCCAGGUAUCACCUGGCCUUUGGCUGUGCAGACCACUGUGUCCACUACUAUGAUCUACGCAACACCAAGCAGCCCAUCAUGGUAUUCAAAGGCCACAGGAAGGCUGUGUCCUACGCCAAGUUUGUCAACGGAGAGGAAAUAGUUUCUGCCUCCACAGACAGCCAGCUGAAGUUGUGGAACGUCAACAAACCUCACUGCCUGCGCUCUUUCAAGGGUCACAUCAAUGAGAAGAACUUUGUGGGCCUGGCUUCCAAUGGAGACUACGUUGCCUGUGGCAGUGAAAACAACUCCCUGUACCUGUACUACAAAGGGCUGUCAAAGACGCUGUUGACAUUCAAGUUCGACACGGUGAAGAGUGUCCUGGACAAAGACAAGAAGGAAGACGACACCAACGAGUUUGUCAGCGCCGUCUGCUGGAGAGCCCUGCCCGAUGGAGAGUCAAAUGUCCUGAUUGCUGCAAACAGUCAAGGAACGAUCAAGGUUCUUGAGCUCGUCUGAGGGCCCCCGCUGCGUCUUCAGCAUGUGACAGAACGUCCAUCAGCUGCUCGGUGUUUGAUAGUGGACCAGUCUGAUGCAUGGAGGAGCCCAGGCGGCCUGCUGGACCCGGAUGCCUGACAACAGAGGGAGACCUGAAUUGAACUGAACCACCAACCCACCAACAUCUACCCCACUCCGGUCUUAUUUUUAAUGAGCUGCAGCAGAAAAGAAUUUGGGCCAUAGCAGGAGAAGAUGUGCUGUCAUUUUACAGGCAAAAGAAACGAGGACCUACUAGCUUGGGCACACAACGAAACAAGAGACUUUAGCAAGCCUGUUUUUGCUGUUUUUGUUUCUUUACGUUUAAAAUAUCGGCUACAAUAGAAACGCCUCUUUAUGAUUUUAGGUUGAAUCAAAAAAGUGUACCUUUUUUUUUUUUUUUUAAUUAAGCUGUUGCUCCCGAGGGUACAUCCAGCCAAACGCUACCAGUGUGAUGCUUUUUUCUUUUUUUUCCUUUUUUAAAGGCCAAAGCACAAGACAUAAUCACAUGCAAAAAUCAUGUCUUUUAACCCCAAACACAGACACAUUGUUUGUCAACCGACUGUUUUCCCUCUUUACAUGUAGUUCUUUUUUGUGUUUUUCAGAUUGGGAGAAACCAGUUUUAAUAAAUAAGACUUGAAUUUCA
Molecule: messenger RNA, 3162 nt
Organism: Cyclopterus lumpus (lumpfish)
Lineage: Eukaryota; Metazoa; Chordata; Actinopteri; Perciformes; Cyclopteridae
Gene: cop1
Product: COP1 E3 ubiquitin ligase
Exons: 20
Coding region: 360-2501 (713 amino acids)
Biological process (GO): proteasome-mediated ubiquitin-dependent protein catabolic process
Molecular function (GO): protein binding; ubiquitin protein ligase activity
Source: RefSeq, a predicted model, not a curated record